CAAAUCCACAUACAUCGUCCCCCUGUAAAAUAUAUUCGCGCUUGAGUUGCAAGCCACUUUGUUCCUGAUCCCUCUUCUUAUAUUCCUUUCCUCCAUUCCUAAUCCCCUAUUAAAACCCAAAACCCUAACGCCCUCAAUCCAAGCAAUCUUUGUGCCCAGGUAGCUACUGCAAAGAUAUAGAAACAGCCGAAAUCAUGUCUGAUGAAGGAAGAGUGCACCGGGAUUGCAGGAAUGCAUCCAAUCCCUACCACGAAUGCAGCGAGUUUUGCUUCAAAGUUAUUGCUGAAACCAAAGCUCGGAUGGAUCAAAAUCAAUCAGAAUCUGUACAAGUUAGUGGUGGUAGUGGCAAAUCAAAAUUAGAGGCUGCUCAGCAAGAGGAAGAUCUAGAUAGACCAUCAGAGACUGAUGAACAUGCUGGUGAUGGUGAUGAGCCUCCUGUUGACGAGGAGGAGAAUAUGGAAGGAGACUUCACAAAGUUCACAGGGAGGAAGAAAAAGUUGUGGGAAUUAAGGAUGAAGAUGAAUAAGGCUAGGAAAGCAAAUCAAACAGAUAUUGCAGCUGAAAAGAAAAGAAUGGAACCUCCACAAGAAUCAAGGGGCAUUUCUAAACAAAAAUGGCUUGAAGAGAGGAAAAAAAGAAUUGGUAAACUUCUAGAUGCAAAUGGUUUGGAUAUGAAAACCGCUUACAUGCUAGAUACACAAGAGAUGGCAGAGUCAAAGUACAAGAAAUGGGAAAAGGAUCCUGCCCCAUAUGGCUGGGAUGUUUUUAAUCAGAAAACAUUGUAUGAUGCAUACAAAAAGCGAACAAAUAAUAUUGAUAUUGACUUGGAAGAUUACAAUAAGAUGAAAGAAGAAGAUCCAGAGUUCUACCGUGAAGCUUCCAGCCUUCAAUAUGGGAAGGCUCCAAAGAUCUCAGAGGAUAAAAUUGACAAGAUGGUGAAGGAACUAAAGGACCAGGAAGAGAAGAAAAAGAAAUUCAGCAGGAGGAGGAGGUUCCAUGAUGAGAAGGAUAUUGACUCGAUCAAUGACCGUAAUGAGCAUUUUAACAAGAAGAUUGAGCGAGCUUUUGGUAAAUACACACUGGAAAUCAAAAACAAUCUCGAGCGAGGAACUGCAUUGCCCGACUAAGGUAAACUGCAAAAUGCAUUGUAUUAUGAUGUUUUUGUAAUUGGGAAAGUCUAACUGGCUUAAUGGGUACUAUUCCCUCAACUUAGUGCUGCCAGGUCUGAUGCUGGUGAAUUGUAAUAAAUGUAUGACUUUAUGGUGAAGUGUUUCUUUGAUACA
This is a messenger RNA of Rosa rugosa (rugosa rose), 1283 nucleotides long. RefSeq lists its product as uncharacterized. The record is from RefSeq and is a predicted model, not a curated record. The transcript has 6 exons. The coding region runs from base 195 to 1127 and encodes 310 amino acids. NCBI's taxonomy places the organism in Eukaryota, Viridiplantae, Streptophyta, Magnoliopsida, Rosales, Rosaceae. Gene Ontology annotation, cellular component: catalytic step 2 spliceosome; Prp19 complex; post-mRNA release spliceosomal complex.